AUGGGCAAGUUUGACGACAACGAGAGGAUAAUCCUCAACGUCGGGGGCACCAGGCACGAAACCUACAAAACCACCCUGAAGACCCUGCCGGGGACGCGACUGGCCCUGCUCGCCUCCGACUCGGACAUCGACUCCGUGCUGGAUCAGCUGCAACAAGUCCCCGGCUUCAUCGAGUACAACGCGCGGACCAACGAGUACUUCUUCGACCGCCACCCGGGCGUCUUCGCCUACGUGCUCAACUACUACCGCACCGGGAAGCUCCACUGCCCGGCGGAUGUGUGCGGACCGCUGUUCGAGGAGGAGCUCUCCUUCUGGGGCAUCGAUGAGACGGACGUGGAGCCCUGCUGCUGGAUGACAUACCGGCAGCACCGGGACGCGGAGGAGGCUCUGGACGUGUUCGAGCUCAACGUGGACAACGGAGAGGAGGACGACGAGAUUGGGAAGAGGCUGGGCAUAGAGGAUGUGGCUGCCGACGGGAAUGUGAGCCUGUGGAGAAAGUGGCAGCCGGUGAUCUGGAAUCUAUUCGAGGAUCCGUACUCCUCCAGGGCGGCGAGGUUUAUUGCCUUUGCAUCUUUGUUCUUCAUCCUGGUCUCCAUCACCACCUUCUGCUUGGAGACCCAUGAAGCUUUCAACAAAAUCAUCAACAAGACGGAGUCGGUGCGGAACAGCAGCGUGCCUGACUCGGGUCCACAGUACGAGAUUGAAACUGACCCUGCGCUCACGUAUGUGGAAGGUGUUUGUGUCUUCUGGUUCACCAUCGAGUUCCUGGUGCGUGUGACCUUCUGCCCAGUGAAGUUGGAGUUCGUUAAGAGCGUUCUCAACAUCAUCGACUUUGUGGCCAUCCUUCCUUUCUACUUGGAAGUAGGGCUCAGUGGCCUUUCUUCAAAGGCUGCCAAGGAUGUGUUGGGUUUCCUCAGGGUGGUGCGUUUUGUUCGUAUCCUGCGUAUCUUCAAGCUAACCCGUCAUUUUGUGGGGCUUAGGGUGCUGGGCCACACAUUACGGGCCAGUACUAACGAAUUCCUGCUGCUCAUCAUCUUCCUAGCAUUGGGAGUGUUAAUUUUUGCCACCAUGAUAUACUAUGCUGAACGAAUUGGCGCAAAGCCCAAUGACCCCACCGCAAGCCUCCACACAAAGUUCAAGAAUAUCCCCAUUGGCUUCUGGUGGGCCGUGGUAACCAUGACUACACUGGGCUAUGGUGAUAUGUAUCCAGAGACCUGGUCAGGCAUGGUGGUGGGUGCGCUGUGUGCUUUAGCUGGCGUGCUGACGAUAGCCAUGCCUGUGCCCGUUAUUGUCAAUAACUUUGGGAUGUACUACUCCCUGGCCAUGGCCAAGCAGAAGCUGCCUAAAAAGAGGAAGAAACACAUCCCACAGGUGGUGCAAGGAGGGUCCCCCACCUACUGCAAAGCUGAUCUCAACACAACCUGCAACAGCAAUCAAGGUGACCUGUGCCACGUCAAAGGGAGCAGGGUACUAGAACGCAACCGCUCAGUUCUGUCAGCAGACUGCAGCGGGGGCAGCGACCUCACCAUGUCUCCAGAGGACAGGGUCCCCAUGCGGAGGUCCAGCACCCGGGAACAGGACCGCCGGAGUGGGGGGACGUGCUUCUUGCUUGCUGCUAGUGACUACACCUGCCCUUCAGAUGGAGGGAUGAGAAAAACAGGCUAUGAGAAAUCCCGGAGCUUAAACAACAUAGCGGGCAUGACUGGCAUGGCUGGUAACGCCCUGAGGUUGUCUCCUGUGACCUCGCCCUACGGAUCACCCUGCCCCCUGCGGCGCUCUCGCUCCCCCAUCCCCUCCAUCCUGUGAGACCUCCAGCCCCGGGCCACUUUGACCCAAACCACCCCACAGCCAACCCCCGUUUAACAAACCGCCUCCCUUUGGCAUCAUAUCUGAACUCUGUUCUAGAUAUUGUGACUAGUGGAUAAGUACUUACCAUUGUAGCUAAGACUAAUGUUAAUACAACCUGAGCAAGUCCCCUUUUCCUUGAUGGUCAUGUGCUUAGCUGAGAUCCUUAAGUAACUAGUCAGUUCUCCUGUGUCACUUGGAGUUCCCUUUAGUUGGAUAUUGUCGUACUUUUAGAAUUGCAAUAAAAGAACUCUGACUGGUGGCUUCAGAAGUAGCAGCCAUAACAUUUAAUAAAAGACAUAUUAAUAAUCAGGGAUAUUAGAUGUUGCUAUAUUUAGAUACCUUGAAACAGACGUGCUUCCAAAAAAAGAAAGAGAGAUGUCACUUCAUGUUAACCUCAUACGACUGUGACUUUGUCUGUACUUUAUUUUUGGGUAGAAGAUAAGAGGUGCGGGGAUGGAAGGUUAGUCUUUUAAGAUUUUGUUUCAACUCACACAACGCACACGUGCAGUUUGUCACUGUUCACCUUCUGCUGGGCCUUGCUCAUGUUUUUGCAUGGAUCAUCCUGUAACCAUCGUCUGCAAGCAGUGUGGAGAGGGGAGGAGGGCCGAGACAGACAGCCAGCAGAGGAUUUGUAUCGACAGCACAUAGACAUGAAGGAGCAGUUUUAAUUAAGCGUUAUUGUGUUGGGCUAUGGGUGGGGAGGGGUGCACUCAACUUGUAUCGUGUCUCAUUUUGCCAUUGGCUUCACCAACAAACCAACAAGGAGACUAAACACACAGAAUGCCAGCCGGGUGUUCGUUUCUCUCUGCAUGUGGGUUUCUGCUCAUCUGCUGCUAAUUCUGAUUAACUUUCUCCCCCUCCUCCUUCAUGUUGAUUUUUUCUUUGAUGGAGUGCCACCAAAGCUGUUGUGUUUCUGGUUGUUUACUCACAGAUAACUGCAAAGAGGUUGUCUUUACUGGUUUCACACAAGCAGAGAGCAGCGUUCUAUCUUAAUGGCUUGAGGGAAGGAACCGCCAUGGCGGAAAGGUAACCGUCUGAAAAAAAGGGUGUGAGGGUCAGAUUGCAGUGCAGAACCCUCUCACCCUGUUGGUCAUGAAAUAUGAUUUGUGUUUUUGUGUGCUAAAAUGGGGGUUAUUCAAUAAUCUAUAAAGAGAGAUACAUGUAUUUGGUUGCAUUCAUUCUUGAAGGCAUCGAUAAAGAUGCUUCUUGUAGCAUUUUCCACAUUGUGAACAACUGAGGCCAUAAUUAAAGGUCCCAUGUCAUACCUGUUUUAACAACUGAAUAACCUUAAUCUGGAUCCACUCUGUCCAGUAAGUGACAGAAACGAGCCCUGAGGAGGAGGGGUCAGCUGGGGGCGGAGCUUAUCCUGUUGUGACAUCAUAACGGGAUCCAAACGGCUCAGUCAGAGACACACUUUCUAAACUUUGCAAAAAGGAAAGGAAAAGGGAAAAAAAAAAAAAAACAAAGGACGAGUUUUUCAGGUUUGGUGAGUUUAUAAACAAGGAAUUCACCAUUGUGUUCAAAAACAAUUAAAAACUGCACUUUGCAUAACAUGGCCCUUUAAAGAGAAAACAUGCAUUUUGCAUCAUCUUCCCCCAGGUUUGGUUGAUGAUUCAAAAGUAGAUUUUUUGCGAUACAGAAACAGAUCCAUGACUUUUAUUUCAGCUUUCCUCUUUUAAACGCACUUCAUACCAGCCAAGGGCUAUUAACUGCUCUCAAAUCCCCAAACUCGACAGACUAGACCUGAAUUACCUUAAAACAGUUUGGAGUGUCUCACAUCAAAUUUCAUAUUAAACUGAAGCAGCCUUUUGGUUCAGCUGAAAGGCUGCAUCAUUUAUUAUUUAUGAGACCUUUUUUUCACCAUGACAGGCAUAAAUUGCCUCGAUACACUAACAGUUGUGGGACGGCAGACAUAACCACGCAGCAAUGUGCCUCACCCGUCCCUACAGUAUGUCUAUACCAGUAGCAGAAGGUUGCUUAGCAACUGGCUCACAGCUAGAUGCAUCUUACACAUAGCUCGGAAAAAAGUCAAACAAUUAAAAAAGCUCUCGCAAACAUUCUCUUUGUCUGUGCACCAAAUUAUUGAAUCACCCCCCAUUUCAACCACUGCCACAUACAACAGAGCUUUUCUCAUUCUGGCUUAUAGAGCACCAUUGAUUUGUACUGUUUUGAUUUGUGUGUAUAUAUUUAAAGCAGCCAAUGUGUGCAUGGCAAUGUCUUUUGAUUUGGUGCAGACAGAUGAUGCAUUUCUGUUAUUUAGAGAUGUGUUUAUAUUUUAUUUAGACAAUUCAUUUCCUAUUUGAAUGACGGUGGGAUAAGACUGUCAUCAGUAUGAGGACCUAUUGCAGUGGGAAGACCCCAUUUGGAGCCAUAAGGCCACUCCUACAGGACAAUAUGGACGAGGACGCACGCAAAAGCCACUGUCUGACAGCCGCCCAGCAUGGCUCAGCAAGCAGGAGAGGAAUUUAAUGAUCAAAAGGAGAUCUGGGAAGACUUUGCAUUCACAAUUUCCUGAUUUCUCUUUUCCUGUUUUUGAACUCUGGGGGGGAAAAAAGGAGAGCAAAACAAACAGGACACAUCCUUUAAAGAGACUAUCUUCUGUAUAGAUAUCGCUCCUGUAAAUACGACAACAACGCAGCACAUCUGGGCCAAGUGGCUCCCUCCACACAUCUGUCUUUUGGUGGUGAGUCAGGUAACAAGGUGGUUGGUUGCUAAGUUGUGACACUCAAUCACUUUUCUUGCUGUGGUAUCCCUCCUUGCAAUAAGUGUAUUAAGAUGUAUCAGUUGAGGCACUUUGUGUUCUAAAAAUGGAGUGUAUUCAUAUAUGAAAUUCUACAUACAGUAUAUACAGUAUAGAGAGACAAAUGUGCUAAGUUGAAUAAAUGUGACAUUAUUGUCAUCUCUGCUUUUGUUUCCCUUGGUAAUUUCAGUAGCUUUCUUGCUCUGCUGUGUGUUAAUGUGUGUGUGUGUGUGUGUGUGUGUGUGUGUGUGUAUCCUAAAAUUCCAGGGUAACAUCUGCAGUUUGAAAGACCAGGUCAGCAAAGACCAGUGAGUGAACUCAAAGCUGUCACUCUUCCAGUUGGGUUUAACAGGAACCAGACAGAUUUCCCCUGUGAUGCAGCUGCCGUUGUAGAAGUCCCCCUUAAGGUGCAUUUAACAUGCAACUACCCUGCGUUAGUGCUGCAGAUGUUUGUCUCUUCACAAACCAAAUUAUUCUUACCAGACUAUUCCUCAUAACUCCUGGUGGCUAAAAACAAUAAAGCAAACAAAAAAAACUGCAUAACUUGAUUCUUCCAAACUUUUCCCCUCUGUGGGGGCGGAGCAACAGUGUAGCAGAAGUUUACCAAGUUAUAAAGCAGGACUUCUAGAAUGGCUACGUCUGCACAGUAGCAAACCCCCACGUACACAAACAAUCAGAUCGGAUUUGCAAUAAGCACCCGAAAACAAAAAGCACCGAUCCACACUGUGAUUUCAGCAGCCCGUUCAAGCAAGAAGACAGAUGGGAAAUGGAGUGAAAACGCAAAUGUGCAAGUGGCACAACAUAUUGUGUGUCGUGUUGGUUGCGACCUGCACAGUUGUAGGCUAGCUGUUCAAGUGUCACCCUGUACCCACAAUCCUCCUCGUGUACACACGCUGCUUUACUCUUUGAACUGACAAAGGGGUACCGUUCUUUGUGUAUUUCUAGGAUGACGUUGUAACUUGAAAAAAAAAAGGUGUUUAUUUUUUUGAACCCAGAACAUGUAUUUUUGUGUCUUACUGUUGAGUACAUUGCUCUUACUUGUAAAAGUCAUGGUAGUCUGAUGCUGUGCUUCUCCAUCAUGUCCUCAAACUGUCAGGAUUUUGAUCCGAAUUCAUGUUUUGUAUGUUUUACUGUGAGGAAAACUCUAGUUUGAAGUCUGUAUUUGUGGAGCCUUUUGUUGGCAUUCUAAAGUGCAUGCUGAAAAAAAAAACAUUAUGUCAAAUUGUAAAAAAAGAAAAAAUAAGAUGACAUACUGUAUAUCACGUUCAGAACAAUGUGUAUAGAGUAAAGGUAAAUGCUAUGUGAGAGAUUCACAUAAACUAUUUAUCUUUUA
Molecule: messenger RNA, 5921 nt
Organism: Amphiprion ocellaris (clown anemonefish)
Lineage: Eukaryota; Metazoa; Chordata; Actinopteri; Pomacentridae
Gene: kcnc2
Product: potassium voltage-gated channel, Shaw-related subfamily, member 2
Exons: 4
Coding region: 1-1806 (601 amino acids)
Biological process (GO): protein homooligomerization; potassium ion transmembrane transport
Cellular component (GO): neuronal cell body membrane; voltage-gated potassium channel complex; dendrite membrane
Molecular function (GO): delayed rectifier potassium channel activity; protein binding
Source: RefSeq, a predicted model, not a curated record